AAGACAGUAUAUUAAAAAAAUUUGAAUUGAAACUUGCAAGUUAUCUCAAGUGAUUUCUUGUUUUCCACGUUCCCUUAAAUACUACUAGUAAUGUACUGCAAUGAUAUUCAAAAUGUGCAAAAAAAUAUUGAACUGAUCGGACUACAUCAAUUUUUUUUUGCCAAAUUGAAGGAUAAUCUGAUUUUGUCAAGAAAAUGUGGAACGGGUGUGUGCAAUUACCUAGUUUUUCCUUUUCGAUCAACUUCACUAUUUAUGAAUUACUUCAUGAAAGUGAACAACUAGUUCUGAUAAAACCAAAUUAAGACCCCUGUGCCCAACUUAAAUCCCUGAAUUUCCAAUGCUCCGUCAUUGGGCAUACGUAUUCUAAAUUUCCAGUGCUCCAAAUAAUGAGUGGUUAAUCGACUUGCCUCAGCGGGACUUACCACCCCAAGAUCACAGGGUCGAUUCCCCUCGACAAUGGUUCAUCCUUGAGGCCACCUCACCUCACGCAAAUGUGUACAAAGAGCUAUGGGAAGGGUUGAAAAGAUUAGUUCAGUUCAUCGGGACACUCUUCAUUCACUACUCAAAAAAAAAAACUCCCAUAGAGAUGUCACUGCUAUUUUAUUUCUUUUGAGGGGAUGCCAUUUUUCGCUUCCUCACUCCAUCGAGAAAUUUCAAGCAUGGAGACUUGGAGUUUACAAAGCUGGUUUUAUUUCUUUCGAGCCCAUUGCUAUCUAUGCUUUUUACAAAGCUGGUUUACUUCACUUCUGAGAGCCCACCACGACAACUUGGUGCAUUGCUAUAUUCUGCUUUGUGUUAUUGUUGGGAGAUUUGGAGUUUUGCUAAUUUUCUCUUUCCUUUGGCUUUUAUGCAUCUGCUAUGUAUCAUGACUCAUGACAAGUACUUUGUCUCACAACGUUGUAAAGAUUAAAAAAAGGGAAUAAGUUGGUCACGUCUGUCAUUUAAAAAAAAGGAAGAUUGCUUUUGGGGAUAGACUUUCCAAUAAACAAAACUCCAUUUGGUGACUCUUUUGAUUAGAAUUCAUUCUAUGAUCAAUCAGGCAUAGUACUCCUUGGGUUUGUAUCUCCGUUUAGUUCACUUCUCCCUACCACACAACUUUCUUGUCGCACAACAAACAAUGGUUGGUGGGGAAAUCUUUCUCUCCGCUUUCAUCCAGGUGUUGUUCGAGAAGUUGGCUUCCCGAGAUCUGUGGAACUUCGCACUGAAGAAGCAAAUUCGCACUCAGCUAGCGAAAUGGAGCAGAAUGUUGGAACAAAUCGAGGCGCUGCUUGCAGAUGCUGAGGAUAAGCAAAUGACUAAUCAAAGGGGUAUCACACUCUGGCUGGAGGAUCUCGAGGACUUGGCUUACGAUCUCGAUGAUGUACUGGACGAGUUUGCCACUGAAGCCCUGCAGCGAAAGAUGAUGGAAGAGCCUCGAGCUAGCGCCAGCAAGGUACAUGCCUUCAUACCUACUUGCUGUGUGAGUUUCAAUCCAAGUACUCUAGUGUCUGGUUCUAGUAUGAGCUCCAAGAUCAAGGACAUCACUAACAGAUUGCAAGAUCUUUUUGAUCGAAGAAUUGGGCUUGGCUUGCAAAAUGUUCCUGUAGAGAGGUCUGUUAAAGCUCCACAAAGACCUCCCACCUCAUCUUUGAUUCAUGAACCUUCUUUAUAUGGGGGGGAUGGGGAUAAAAGGGCGAUAAUAGAGUUGCUUCUAACUGAUCAAUUGAGUAAUGGAAAGGUUGGUGUAGUUCCCAUUGUGGGUAUGGGAGGGUUCGGUAAGACCACCCUUGCUCAGAUGGUCUACAACGAUGAAAUGGUAGAAAAGCAUUUUGAGAUGAAAGCAUGGGUUUGUGUCUCUCAAGCGUUUGACAUUGUGGGAGUGACAAAAGCAAUCCUCGAGUCUGUCACCUUUCAGACUUGUGAUUUUAAAGCCUUGGAUGUAGUUCAAGUUCUAUUGAAAAAGGCUUUGGAUGGGAGGAAGUUCUUGAUUGUUCUAGAUGAUGUCUGGAACAAAAACCAUGAUGAUUGGAGCAAUUUAAAGAGUCCUUUCAAUGAUGGGGCCUCGGGAAGUAAAUUUAUGGUGACAACGCGUAACAGGGAUGUUGCAUUGAUGAUGACCGGAACCGGUAAAUAUCAUUCUCUAAAGAGACUAUCAAAGGAGGAUUGCUGGUCGGUGUUUGCACAACAUGCAUUUGGGAAUAGGAGUAUUGAUGAAAAUCCAAAUCUGGUUUCCAUCGGUCAAAAGAUCGUGGAAAAAUGUGGAGGGUUGCCUUUGGCUGCGAGGACACUUGGUGGCCUUCUACGGUCUAAAUUGACAAAUGAUGAAUGGGAACGAGUAUUAAAUAGUGAAAUGUGGAGUUAUCAGACGAGGAAAGUGAGAUUCUUCCAGCUUUGAGAUUAAGCUACUAUCACCUCCCUUCACAUUUGAAAAAGUGUUUUGCCUAUUGUUCUAUAUUGCCAAAGGAUUACGAAUUUGAAGAGAUGGAACUAGUGCUCUGGUGGUCGACAGAAGGCUUAAUUGAAAAGCCCACUGGACAAAAGCAAAUGGAAGAUCUUGGAUGUGAGUACUUUCGAGAAUUACUAUCGAGGUCAUUUUUUCAACCAUCAAGUAGUGAUGAAGUCUCACUAUUUGUUAGGCAUGACCUCAUCAAUGAAUUGGCUCAGUUUGUUGCAAGAAGAGUUUGUUUUAGGAUGGAGGAUAAGCUAAAAGACAAUGACAGGGGUGAAAAUAUCUCUAAAGCUCGCCAUUCAUCCUACACACAUGGUUAUCUGGAUGGCAUAAAAAAGUUUGAGCCCUUACAUAAAGCCAAAAAUCUGCGGACUUUUUUACCUUUGGGAUUGGGAGAUCGAUCAAAGUUCACAUCAAACUCCUACUUGAGCAGCGAUGUUGCCCUCCAUUUGUUGCCAAAUCUUAGACGUCUACGGGUGCUUAGUUUGAGAAGAUAUCGAAUCUAUGAACUUUCGAGUUUGAUUGGAGAUUUGAAACAUGUGAGAUUCCUUGACCUUUCAUGUGCCUUGAUUGACACCUUACCAGAAUCAAUAUCUGCUCUCUACAACCUACAAACGCUAAUAUUGAGAUAUUGUAAAAAUCUCAAGAAGUUGCCUCCAACGACUGGUAACCUAAUUAACUUGCGUCACCUCGAUGUUACUGGUGCAGACUCGUUAGAAGAAAUGCCACCAAAAAUAGGUAAAUUAACAAGUCUCCAAACAUUAUCAAACUUUAUUGUUAGCAAAGGCAAUGGGUCUGCGAUAAAUGAGUUGGCCUACUUGAUUCAUCUUAGAGGAACACUUUGUAUAUCAGGGUUGGAGCAUGUAGCCGAUGCUCGGGAUGCUGCGAGGGCCAACUUGAAGGAUAAACAAGGCUUAGAGAUACUAUUGAUGAAAUGGAGUAACUCAGAUAAUUCUCAAAAUGAAAGUGUUGAAUUAGAAGUGCUUGACAUGCUUAGACCUCACAGAAGUUGAAAGAGCUUACCAUUAGCGGUUACCAUAGCCUAAAAUUUCCGACUUGGGUUGGAAAUUCUUCAUUCUCUAACAUGGUCUAUUUGAAGAUUCUAAAUUGUGAAAAAUGCAUUUCAUUGCCAACUUUGGGUCAAUUACCCUCACUUACAAAGCUUCACAUUCGAGGGAUGAAAGCAGUGGAAAAUGUUGGACUCGAGUUCAAUGGGUCGGGAUGCUCAAAUCCUUUUCCAUCUUUAGAGGUUUUAACCUUUGUGGACAUGCCCGAAUGGAAAGAUUGGUCUCCUUUUGGAGUGGAGGAGAGAGCUCAAGCAUUUGCUCGCCUGGCAGAGCUCUCAAUUAAAAGGUGUCCCAAGCUUUUGCAAAAAUUGCCUAGCAAUCUUCCUUGCUUAAGAAAGCUCGGUAUUGAAGAGUGCCUGUUGUUGGUGGGUGCAUGGGUUCCAAGCCAAACAUAAUUGAAUGAAGCGAGCUCGCUGACUUACCUGAGAGUUGAAAAUAUACAGGGUCUCACAUGGCUAGCCAGUUGGUUUUUCCAAGGGCUGUUGACUCGACUCCAAGAACUCAAAAUCUUUAGUUGUACAGAACUCAAAUCAUUGUGGAAGAGUGAAGUUAGAAUACACCACCGUCUCCCUGCCCUCCGACGUUUGCAGGUUGAAGGCUGCCCCCAACUUAUUUCCUUGUUUGAAGAAGAAGAAGGGCUACAGCAGCAUGAAGAGCUGCCUCACUUAAUGAUGCUGGAGUAUUUGGAAAUAGAAGAUUGUGAAAAGCUGGAGAAGCUUCCACGAGGGUUGCACAACCUCAAAUGUCUUCAGAAACUAAUCCUUGAUAGUUGUCCAUGUCUCAUCUCUUUUCCAAAGAAAGGUUUGCCUCCUACGCUAAGAAUACUGGAUAUUUAUAAAUGGGAAGCUCUGCGGUCCCUACCUGAUCAGUUGGAGAUGUUGAAUAGUCUAGAGCAAUUGAAAGUUCGAAAGUGUCCAUGGCAAAAAAACUUCAGUUGUUCCAGAACUAGGCUACCACCCACUCUCAAAGAAUUGGAGAUUAAAGAAUGUGGAGAUGUAGAGUCAAUACUAGCAGAGGAAGGGAUGAAAAUCGAUUGUCCAUCUCUUGAAUCUGUUAUAAUAAGGGGAUGUGAGCGCCUCAAAUCCUUGCCUGAUGUAAUGCAAACUAAUAACGAUGGAUGUCUCAGGAGUCUCAGUCAAUUGCACAUAACAAACUGUGAUAAUGUAGAGUCUGUUCCAGAAGGAUGGUUCACCGCAACCAAUCUGAGAGAAUUGUGUAUCCUCAGUUGCAAGAAACUCAAGCAUCUGCCACACCAUGCCUACGAAAACAACCUCACUUGUCUUCAUGACCUGCGAGUAGAUAGCUGUGCUGCUGCGGCUACAGGACUCGUACCCUACAUUCUCAAGGAAGAGAGUUCUUCCUCCUACUCGUACUACUUCACCAACCUUACUUUCCUUAGAUUGCACAAUGUUGACAUGGGGGGGGGGGGAAGCCCCCAUCAGAGUGGAGUUUGCACAAAUUGUCCUUUCUCACAAAGCUCCACCUUGAAGAAUAUGGUUGGGCAUCAUUUCCACCGAAAGAAACGACACAGUGGUUGCCCCCUUCUCUGCUCAGGCUGUAUAUCAGACAUUUUCUAAAUCUGGAGAAGCUAUCUUGCAAGGACUUUCAAAACCUCCCCUCUCUUGAAAAACUUGAAUUCCGUAACUGCCCCAAGCUCACGACUAUUACAGAGCUAGGGCAGCUUACCUCACUUUCGGAACUGUGGAUCGAGGAUUGCCCUAACCUCACAUGCCAGUUGCCUCCCUCGCUUUUGUGGUUGGAGAUGAAGAAUUGUCCCUUGCUGAAGCAGCGGUGUGAAAAGGGGAAAGGCCAAUAUUGGCCCCUCAUUUCUCAUAUUCCUCAAGUCAACAUAGACGACAAGGAUGUCUUUGACCCAAGCAGCUAAUGGCAUUUCCCUGCCUUUCAGCUGAUACAUUUUUCGCAACAACUGCUAGAGGUUUGACAUGGUGAAUUUCCAGAUUGUGGUGCUCUCAAAUUCUGUUCAGAGUUCAGGAUGUGCUUGAUUGGAUGGUCAAAAUAAAUUUACGUUUGUGUACUUGUGAGCCACUAGAUUUCAAGUCUCGUAGCUAGUGACAGAACUAUUGAGUUAAAUUGUUUGUGUUGUGUCUAAAGGCCUUUGUUUCUAUCGUUCUUCCUACUUUCCUUACCCCAACAAUCCUCAUUUGUGAAUCCUCCUCCAUUUAUUAGGUAUCAUUGUUAAUCCCCAUGUAUCAAAACGUAAUUUUUGAAUAAUGCCAUGUUGCGACGCCUGUGUUUCGUAUUUAUACAAAUUUUGAGAAUAUUUUUUAUCAAUUUUUUGUGUUCAUAAAUGUUUUACUACUACUGGUUUGGUGGGCUGGUAUUACCCGUGAUAUAUAUUCCCAAUGUGUAUCUUGAGAGUCUUACACUAAUAUAACGAGUUUCAUUUUUUUUUUUUUUUU
Messenger RNA from Rhododendron vialii, 5915 nucleotides. RefSeq names its product putative disease resistance RPP13-like protein 1. The record is from RefSeq and is a predicted model, not a curated record. Gene Ontology annotation, molecular function: ADP binding. The transcript has 2 exons. Gene Ontology annotation, biological process: defense response to other organism. The coding region runs from base 1118 to 2374 and encodes 418 amino acids. NCBI's taxonomy places the organism in Eukaryota, Viridiplantae, Streptophyta, Magnoliopsida, Ericales, Ericaceae.